CAGGAAUGGCGUAACUCCGGAUAGGUUCAUACUCGUCCUGUAGGUUUACCUGGUUGGCUGCUGUCCCUUCAUCGAUUCUGUUUACCCCGAAGCCGCCAACGCACCGAUAGGAUUUUUUUGGUUUAAGCGGCAGAACAAGUAGAGCGGGGCGUUAAGUAAGUGGCGGCCUGCUGAAGAGCAAUGCGAGACGAACUUCUUGAAGCCUUGUCGGGGGCUGUCAUAUUCUAAGAGCGGGAGGAGAAAAGAGGGAAAGAGAAGAAAAGGGACAAGUCUAGUUCCAGAUUCUUGACUUGUGGCACCAUUACCUGGUUUUAUAUGUGUCAUUUGCACGCCGCUACGAAGGGUGUAUGGUAAUAAAACUGCAAUAAAUUCUGCUUACACAGGUUUGAAGAACAGCAUAAAAAAGAAAAAAAAAACAAUGUUCGGGAGACAAGGACGGAUAGUUCCUUCUACCGCAUACUAAUCAACUUGGUACACUUCAGGAAGCGACAUGUCCACGAGUGGGAUGGAUGUGACGUCAUGAAGAAGUAGUGUAAAAUUUAGCUGAAGCUGCUGGGCAACGCCCCGGGAGUGUGCUUCCACCUAGGCGGGGUUGGUAUCGACCCGUGUUCCAGGAGUGGGAUUCAAUCUGGUGUUGCUACAAAAAUGACCUAAGGCCCUAGGAAACGGUUACACGUAUUCUUUUCAAAAUCAGCAGAGAAACCCUGUUGGCAAUAACGACUAAUGUGGCCUGGUGAGACUCGAAGUUCAGCUAGCCAUUUUAAAAGAUGGAGUUACAGAUACCCAGUUAAAAAACCUGUUUCUGACACUGGACAGUGUGGAUCCACCAGACUGAAAAAACUGAAAAAGAUUUGUUUUAAGAAAAACAACCAUCUUCCAAUUGAUUACUGAGUCCCCUGCAUAUGGAUGGUCAGCUGGAAUUCAAAGCAAGAUGUUCGCAUAUGCCCUGGUUACAUUGGUGCUGGGGGCACUUUGUAUUGUCCUCUUUCUCAGGUGGCUUUUGUGCCGUUUGGCCAUCCAGUUCUUACAAAACAAACUUGGAGCAGAUUUGAAAAUCGGAUCAAUUGGAUUCUUUUCUAUUCAUAAUGUUGGAGUGCAGUUGGAUCUACAGCAGACUUUGGAAAUUGGCAGUGCCUGGAUCUCUAGUAAGAUCUUCAAUCAAGAAUUGCAGCGUUACUUUGCAUUAUGUCUUGCUGAUGUCCGUAUACGGGCAGACCUUCAGAAGGAACCCAGUUUUCAAAAGUCUUCGACAUCCUGUAAAGCAGUAAUUAGGCCUAAUGAACCAGGUGGUGGACUGAUGAACUCUGGCUUUCUGCGUCUUUUGUGCCAGCUCUUCUGUAUGCACGUGGACUCUGUCAACAUCAUGGUUUUAAACCUUUGUGUUCCUGAAUCUCUGUGGCAUAUGACAGUGACUGGUAUCACACUACUUUUUAACAAUGAUGGAAAAAGGUUUGGCUGUGAGUUCUUAGUGAGCCAACUAAGCAGCAAAGUCUUGAAAAGCAGCUCUCUGCAGGAUACUUGUUUGGCAGAGUUAUCCCUUGGAUUGACUGUGGCUACUGAACUGUGUCUGACAAAUGCACGUCCUAUGUCAAUGAAUCUUACUGUAAGAACACUACAGACUGAACUCCAUGAAGGAUUCUUCCAGAGUGAGUUGCUCCAUGGCAUCAUGGAAAAAGAAACUCCACCUGAAGAAGAUGAGGAAAAAAUCAGGAGGGAUUCUCAUGGCUACUUGUCACGUUUACAGGAGUUUCAUCGAUGUACACCACAAAAUAUAAAUGUGGCAAUUGAGAACACCAACAUCACCUUAUCCAUGAACAGCCAAAAGAGACAUCUAAACUGGACCUUAAAGUCUCUGCUGCUUCACUAUGGACGAGAUGACCAACAACUGCCUCUUAAGAAUUUUAUACCAGAAGUUGUUUUGCCACAGACCAAUAUAGAAAUAUCAGUCGAAGAUGGAUUACUUUUGUCUCAAAGCCGUCAAAGGAUUCUUUGUCUGAAUACAUUUAAAGCCAUGCUGCAGGUAAUGGCUGUUGAUAUUGAGGGGUCGAUCAACUUGAACACCUGUAUUAUUCACUAUCGCCACCAGGAAUUUUCUCACUGGUUGAAAUUGCUCCCAAGUAAAUGGACUAGUCAUAGGAAACCUUCUCAGAAGAGGCCCUUUCCACAACUGAAUGCUCCUAUUAUGCUUAGAACCUCAGUCUCCAAUGUUAAUGUCUCUGUUCAGUUAGUAGACAGUUUGCCAUUUGCAGUUGGCUUCAUUUCAGCAUCAGCAGCUCUACAGCACCUCAUGGAUAUCUCUACUGACGUCCAGCACCUUAAAUCCCAAAGCUUACAUCAACGUGUUACACUGUCCAUGGAUCAGUUCUGGUGGAGAGUUGGAGAUGGCUCUCAUAUCCAACAAGCAACUCAUCCUCCUGACAAGCAUGUGUGGGGGGAAGCUCUGGUUAUUGAUUACCUUAACCUACAGGGCAGCUGUAACAAACCCCAGGCACCUUCACCAGGCCAGCCAGAAACAAUCUUUAUCGAUUCCAGCAUUCGAGGUCUACAGUUUGAGGUUUCUGAGACAUGUACUCAGAAUUUGUCUCGAGUUCUUUCUGUGCUAUCUAGAGAACCUACUGAGUGCGUUCCAGGAGGGACUGAAAUUAAGAAGCAGGACUUUUCAGUAGAGGACACAAUACCAAAUGCCCAAACUCAGUCUUCUCUUCUGUGGAAGAUGAAUAUUGCUUUGGAAGAUGUCAAUAUUUUCACACUGUCAAACAUUUCAGGUGCCACCAACUUACGCAUAGAUGAUAUUAAGGGAACAAGCAGUGCAGAAUGUUUACAGAUGUCUGUUCAUGGUUUUUCACUUGGACUUGUCAAGUCAAUAACAGAAAACCUGCAACCAUGCUACAAAGCUAUGGAUUUCCCAGAACCUGUUAUUAGCUUGUUUGCUCUGGCAUUUUCUUAUCAUGCCAGCACCUGGGCACUUGAGAUUAGUUGUGAUCAGCAGCUGAGCAUUACUUGGACACCAGCAGACCAUAUGUUCCUAUACCAUCAUGUCCUUGAAAUUAUGCAUUGCCAUCAAGCAUUGGCCACUAUUCUUAGAGGAAAUGAGCAAGUCUUUCCAGGAAAAGAUCAAAAUAAUUCAAUAUUAGUCCAUCAGGAAUCUUCUCAUAAUGACCAGUCUCUUCAGUCAACGUCUUUGCCUUUGGUUGAAAAUUGCACAAUAAAUAAGUCAAAAAGAUGUAUUAGUGUUCAUCUGGACCUUGGUGCCACCAAAGUGACUGCUUUUGUAACUGAAAAAAACUUUAUUUUCCUUGAACUGGGGAGUCUUUCUUUCAUUCGACAUGCAAGUGCUGUGCAGAUUGGAGUGCCGCAUGCCAUUCUGAACUUUGAUGGUAAUAAUAUAUUCACUUUUAAAGAAACAGAGGUUCAGAUGCUAUCAGAACUAGAAGAGCUUAUGCCUCAGCGGAAUCAGUUCAGCUUUCUUUCUACACAGAAAAAUCAUGUAUUAGUUAUCAGUAUUCCUUCCCUGUCAGUGCAGUUUCCAUAUCAGUAUGAUUUCUCCAACACCUUUGAUGAGGCUAUUAAUGUCCAGAAGUGGUUGAAAAGUCUUCACCGGUCUCACAGGGAUGGCCCAGAACCACUGCCUCCAGACUUGGUAAUUCGAGUGAAGCAGUUCUCCUUCCUUUUCCUUGAUGAUGUUUUUGAAAUUAAGUUACGUGAUAAUUAUGAACUGAUGAAGGAUGAGAGUAAAGAGAGUGCUAAGCGGCUGCAGCUCCUUGACAAGAAAGUAUCUGACCUUCGCAAGCAACAUGGAGAAUUACUUCCAGCACGUAAAAUUGAGGAGUUAUAUACUUCCUUGGAGCGUAGAAACAUAGAAAUAUACAUUCAGCGGUCACGUCUUCUCUACAGCAAUACACCCAUGAGAAAAUCCCUGUUGACCUGGACUAUCACUGACCUGGAAGUCAUGGCCUUUGCUGACCAAUCACUCCAUGGCCCUGACAAAGUCAGGGAGCAGAUGAUGGAUAUAGACUCUGUAAGCCCAUUCCCACGGGAUGGACUUUCCUUAAUAAUACAGUGGUGCCGGGCUGUCAAGUUUAGCUUAAGUGCAUUCCUGGUUCGAAUCCGGGAUUAUCCACGCUACUUCUUUGAAAUCCGAGAUUGGACUUUGUGUGGACGACUAAUUGGCACUGAGCAAGAUGGUCACCCUCGUGCCAAACGCAGGCAAAAGCUACAUCUUGGUCAACCCUGGGGGGAUGUCACUGUUGAGAGAAAUAUGCCCCCACUUAAAUUCUACCAUGAUUUCCACUCGGAAAUCUCCCUUUAUACUAUUGUUUGGGGACCUUGCUGGGAUCCAGCAUGGACUUUAAUUGGUCAAGCUGUUGAUCUUCUUACCAAGCCUACAGUGGAUCCCAGUCCUCUAUUGACAUGGUGGGAUAAAAGCCGACUGUUGUUUCAUGGACGAUGGGUGAUGAAUAUUGACCAGGCUAAUCUACACCAGCUUGCCACAGAAGAUCCUUACAACACAACUGAGAAUAUGCACUGGGAAUGGAAUAAGCUGCAUUUCGAUUGGAAGCCUGGGCAUUUUGUGUUUAGGGGAGACCUUGAUGUCAAUGUCAGGACUGCUUCCAAGUAUGAUGACUGCUGCUUCCUUCAUCUUCCUAACCUAAAUAUGACUUUAGACCUCCAGUGGCUAUGUCAUGGAAACUCUCAUGACCACCACAGUGUAUGUCUCUGCUCCCCGGAAUAUGUGUCUGAAGUUACAUCAGGGCAGUCUUAUGACUCCUACCGUGCUUUUAGGUCUGAAAACCUCAACCUGUCAAUCACUAUGGACCUUAACCAGCAUCAAGGAGAAGCAUGCCAGCCUCGAAUUCUACUCUAUAGUAGCACACUGCGUUGGAUGCAGAAUUUCUGGGCUACGUGGACCAGUGUGUCUCGUCCCAUAUGCCGAGGUCAGCUCUUUCACAAUUUGAAGCCAAUCCGGCGAAAGCUUAGUCAGCACUACAAACAGUUGUCUUAUACAGCUAGUUUUCCACGACUACAGGUUCAUUAUUGGGCAUCUUUUGCCCAGCAGCGAGGAAUACAGGUUGAGUGCAACAAUGGACACAUUUUUACACGAGGUACACAGCGUUUGGUUCCACAGGCUGGUACUGUGAUGCGGCGUUUGAUUUCGGAAUGGAAUGUUACUCAGAUGAUGAGUGAGCUAAGUCAAGUGACGGUUCACCUUAUGGCCUCCACAUGGGAUGAGACUGCUGAUCAUCAGCUAAACACACAGGUCAAGAAAACUCAUCUCCUUAGUUUGUCCUCCCUGAGUUACCAGAGGCAGAGUAACCGAAUGGAAGAGGACGCCUCUCAAAAAGAUGAGGGAAAUGCAACUCAUAAAUUGUGCCUAGUAGACCUUCGGGCAUCCUGGACUGCAACAAAUCGUAACAUUGCUUUUGGAUUGUAUGAUGGUUACAAGAAAGCAGCAGUACUUAAGAGGAACUUGUCUACAGAGGCUUUAAAAGGGUUAAAGAUUGACACAGAAUUACAAUCCAAAAAGCUGAAACGGUCACUUUCAAACUACUCUUCAACACCAGCAUCCUUUACUCCUACCCCAGCUCCUACUGGAAAGGCUGAGAAAAGACAGAGUGAAGGUACAUCAAUGCUUCAGAAAUUGAUUGAGGAAACUGAUAAGUUUGUGGUAUUCACAGAAGAGGACCCUGGUGUACGAGAUCAACUGUGCGGCAUUGCUGCUUGUCAAACUGAUGAUAUCUAUAACCGUAACUGGCUCAUCGAACUCAUAAACUGUCAGAUGAUGUUGCGUGGUACAGAGACAGCGGGCUGUGUGUUGGUUUCUGCCGCCAAAGCUCAGCUUCUUCAAUGCCAACACCAUCCAGCUUGGUACAGUGACACCCUCAAACAGAAGACAACAUGGACGUGCUUUCUAGACGGCAUGCAGUACUUUGCCACUAUGGAGCAGAACCCAUCAGAAUUAGAAGAUUGGCAGCUUUGGCUGGAGGUGAAAAACAUCGAAGAACAUAGGCAACGGCAUGUGGACUCUGUCUUAGAGCUUAUGGAGAGUGGACAGGCUGUAGGCGGUAUGGUUAGCACAACUACAGAUUGGAACCAGCCAUCACAAGCACAGCAAACUCCACAAGUCCAGAGAAUCAUUUCUCGAUGCAGCUGUAGAAUGUAUUACAUUGGUUACAGCCAUGACAUUGAUCCAGAGCUGGCUACACAGAUUAAACCACCAGAAAUCCAAGAUGAGCAUGAAAAAGAAGAUUUACUGAAGAAACAAGAUGGAGCUGUUGAUACUUUUACACUAAUCCACCAUGACCUGGAAAUCUCAACUAAUCCAGUGCAGUAUGCCAUGAUACUGGACAUUGUAAAUAAUCUUCUCCUGCAUGUGGAACCCAAACGCAAGGAGCAUAGUGAGAAGAAGCAGAGGGUCCGAUUUCAACUGGAAAUCUCCAGCAAUCCAGAGGAACAACGUAGCAGCAUUCUUCAUCUGCAAGAGGCAGUCAGGCAACAUGUGGCACAGAUCAGGAGACUUGAGAAGCAGAUCUAUUCAAAUUUGAGAUCAUUUCAGGAUGAGGGAAAAAAUGAAGACCUAUCUGACGUCAACCAGAAACUACAGAAUCAGCUAAACCAAGAGAAGAUGGACUUGCAGAUGAAAAGUGAAGAACUGAACAUUUUAAUCAGGUGUUUCAAAGAUUUCCAGCUACAGAGAGCAAAUAAGAUGGAGCUGCGCAAGCAGCAAGAAGACAUCAGUGUGGUACGCCGUACAGAGAUCUAUUUUGCACAGGCACGAUGGAGAUUGACAGAAGAGGAUGGUCAGUUGGGCAUCGCCGAGCUAGAGCUGCAGAGGUUCAUGUACAGUAAGCUAAACAAAUCAGAUGAUACUGCAGAGCACUUGUUGGAACUUGGCUGGUUUACAAUGAACAACCUUCUACCAAAUGCAUCUUACAAGGUGGUUCUAAGACCUCAGAGUACUUGUCAGUCUGGUCGUCAACUGGCACUGAGGAUUUUUAGUAAAGUGCGACCUCCAGUGGGAGGAAUCUCAGUUAAGGAACAUUUUGAGGUGAAUGUAGUGCCACUCACAAUCCAGCUAAUGUACCAGUUUUUUAAGAGGAUGAUGGGUUUUUUCUUCCCGGGACGUAAUGUAGAAGAGGAGGAAGUUGGAGAUGAAGAAGACAAAUCAAAAUUAGUAACCACUGGAGUCCCAGUGGUGAAACCAAGACCACUUAUUGGAGCUGAAGACACGGUUGGCUCCCUAGGAUCUGCUAAAGGGGUUGCUCAAGGACUGAAUCGCACAGCUGGGGUCAGAAGAUCAUUCCGUAAACCACCCGAGCAUCCUGUUGAUGACAUUGACAAAAUGAAGGAAAGAGCAGCAAUGAACAAUUCUUUCAUCUAUAUUAAAAUACCACAGGUCCCACUUUGUGUCAGCUACAAGGGUGAGAAGACUAGUGUUGAUUGGCGUGACCUGAACUUGGUGCUGCCAUGUCUGGAGUAUCACAACAACACUUGGACAUGGCUGGACUUCGCUAUGGCAGUUAAGAGAGAUAGUCGCAAGGCUUUAGUGGCUCAGGUUAUAAAAGAAAAGUUACGAUUGAAACCAGCAUCGGGAGUGGAUACUAAAGGUAAGAUACCUGAGGGCAAAGUGGACUCGACUGUUCAGCAACAGGAAGAGGAUGAAAAAGCCCGACUUCUAAUUGGACUCACCACUGCUGACAAGACCUCUGGGAAAAAAUCAAUCUUCAGUCGACGGAAAUAACAUUUUGUGAUAAAGUCAUUUUAUAUUUUAAAAGUGAAGAGAGAUGAUUGUGAGGGAGUGAUACUAGGUUCUUCCUCCUAAUAUUUUUAAAAUAACACUUUUGAUGUGUCAAGUUAUUUCUCUUGAUCAUCUGUGAUUAUUGCUAAGAUUUACUGAUUAAUAAGUGACAACAUUUUCAGAUUGCAAAGUAAUAAGUGAUAAAGCUUAGAGCGGAAAAUAGUUCUAGCAACACAGCAAGCUACUUCAUACCAGGGAAUGUGGAGGAAUGGAGACCAGCACUUAAAAGAAUUAUUAAACAAAAAGAAGUAAUAUAAAUAUUUAAGUGAAAGUAUAAAACUUGAAAGGCAAUAACCGCUGUUCAGAUAUCCCAGUGUUCAGGAUUUAUUUGACUCCCUUGAUUCAUAGCCACAAAAUGUGUACAAAUAAACUGGUAUUAUACACUGAAGUCUUCGAUCAUGUUGUAGUCACAAAAAGUCAGGUGCUGCUGGAAACAGGCAUGUAUUUAUUUUUUCAUCUAAUAUGUAUACACUCCUUUUUGUUGGGGGUGGUUUUCUGUUUUGUUUAUAGUUUCUUUUCUAAUCACAUGGAAUCUAAAAAAUACCCUACCUUUUGGAGGUAGUUUAAUAUGCUUUACAGAAAAAUACGUGUAUUUUCACUUUGUCUUAAAAGUGUUUGUGUAUGUGGGAUGGGUUAAGAAAUCUUUAUAUUGUCUUAAGAUUGGGAGAUUAUAGUAAUCACUUUGAAGAAUUUAAUUAUAAUUUUAAAACAAUGGCCUACAAUGUAGUUAUCAUGGAUAAAGAAAAAGGUUUGAGGAAAGAUUUGUAAGAAGAGACACAAAUGCAUGGACUGUUCUUCCAGGAAGUGCCACUGCAUGAAAGAAUAAAACAAUUGAAUUUACCAGUAUUUUGCUGUACAGAAUAUAUAAAUUCAUUGUUUUAAAACAGAUUUUUUUUCAAAACUAAUAAAAUCUACUGUGAGAAUGAAAUAA
This is a messenger RNA of Erpetoichthys calabaricus (reedfish), 8726 nucleotides long. Its product is annotated as protein KIAA0100-like. NCBI's taxonomy places the organism in Eukaryota, Metazoa, Chordata, Cladistia, Polypteriformes, Polypteridae. The transcript has 41 exons. The record is from RefSeq and is a predicted model, not a curated record. The coding region runs from base 932 to 7738 and encodes 2268 amino acids.